UCCCCCUGCCGCCAGGCAGCCCGGGAGGCGGGAGGAAGUGUAGCAGGAGCCAGAGGCUGGGAUCCUUCUGGGGCUGCCCCAGCCUGCCCCCGCCUCCCAGCACCGGUCACCGGCCCGCGGGAUCUGGGGCCUUUGACGCGGGAGGGCGGGCAGCCAGGCGGGGAUAAAGCUGGGCGGGGGCACGGCGCCCCGGACUCCAGGACCAGAAAGGCGGACGUUAGCCUGCUGCUGAGCUGCCCGGGAUUUAUGGACAAGGCCUCGGGCGGCAGCUCCGAAUACUGCCGGGCCCAGCAUCACCGCCACGUCAGCUGCUGAGGAGGCCGGCGCGCCUCUGGCCCUCACCAUUGCCCUCGCCCGCCGAUGGCCCCUGCUGUCCGGCCCAGGGCCGGCUGUGCCGCCUGAGCCCCCGGGCCCCUUCCAGGACUCGCAGUACCCCGAUGGGGUAACGUGACAGAGGCCCUGUGUGUCAGAGCCGCCCCCCCCGCAGCGGCCGCUGCCCACCACCUCCGCCCCUGUCGGUCCAGUUCAAGUUCGGUUUUCCUUUGGUCCUUGAGGGUUUGGGGCCCACCUUUGAGCGCAGGGGGCCGAUUGCCUGUCCUCCGAUGCAGAGGGGGUGUCCCCAGAGGCAGACAGCGCUGGACGGAGCCACGGCGGCCCGAUCGCUCUGGUCUUUUCAAAGUUUUCUUUGCUGGGUUUUUGGUUGCCCUUACUUUUACUUUGCUUUGUAAGAGCUGGGCUCUGCUCCUCACCUCCUCCACCUCCGAGGUAUCUGCACAGCAUCUGUGCGGCUGGGGCGCGUUUCCAAAGAGUUUUCCGUGUCUGGGACAAGCACAGGGACCGCGGUCUCCUCGGGCUGUGGGGGGCAGGUGGGGGCCUCUCCACCGCGGGGGGGCCCCAGCCCCGUGCGGCCCCGCCCCCCCCGGAGGAGCAUGGCGCGGAUGAACCGGCCCGCCCCCGUGGAGGUGAGCUACAAGAGCAUGCGCUUUCUGAUCACGCACAACCCCACCAACGCCACGCUCAGCACCUUCAUCGAGGACCUGAAGAAGUACGGGGCCACCACCGUGGUGCGGGUGUGCGAAGUGACCUACGACAAGGCCCCUCUGGAGAAGGACGGCAUCACCGUGGUGGACUGGCCCUUUGAUGACGGAGCGCCCCCGCCUGGCAAAGUGGUGGAGGACUGGCUGAGCCUGCUGAAGGCCAAGUUCUGUGAUGACCCUGGCAGCUGUGUGGCCGUUCACUGCGUGGCCGGCCUGGGACGGGCUCCCGUCCUUGUGGCCCUGGCUCUCAUCGAGAGCGGGAUGAAGUACGAAGAUGCCAUCCAGUUCAUCCGCCAGAAGCGGCGUGGAGCCAUCAACAGCAAGCAGCUCACCUACCUGGAGAAAUACCGGCCUAAGCAGAGACUGCGGUUCAAAGAGCCACACGCACACAAGACCAAGUGCUGUGUCAUGUAGCCCAGGGCCUCUGAGCAGGGGCUCUGGGCCCCCUGCCGUCUCACCUACUCUCUCCCGGCGCCUCGGCACCCCGUGUUCCCUGGGCCGGCUCACCCUGCGUGCCCUCUGCUGUCUCUUCCUCCCCGUGUCCCCAUCUGCCCGCGUCCGCCACUUUGCGGACCUGCCCUUCCCUUUGUCCCCAUGCCCCGUGUCUCUGCGUGUCUGCGCCUGGGCCCCGCAGCCCCGUCUCUCUCUGUGUCUCUGCCUCUCCCCGAUUCUGACUUCUCUCUCUUCCUGUCUCUGUGCCUGCAGCUCUAUCUCUCCGAGGCUUAGCUGGGGCGCCCCCGGCCCCAGCCCUCCCACACUGUCCCCUGGGCAGCUUUCCUCUCAGGCUCGUUUGUUAGGGGGCAGGUGUAUUUUUUAGCCACUGGGCCUGACCCUCCUCCAUCCUGACCUGUUCUUGGCACUUUCAGUUAUUGGGUCUGGGGACUGUCAGAUGUCCUGGACACCUGAAGGCAAUAAAAUAGGACUCUGUGGC
Messenger RNA from Hyaena hyaena (striped hyena), 1968 nucleotides. It is a transcript of the gene PTP4A3, whose product is annotated as protein tyrosine phosphatase 4A3. The record is from RefSeq and is a predicted model, not a curated record. Bases 930 to 1451 code for a protein of 173 amino acids. Gene Ontology annotation, biological process: protein dephosphorylation; endothelial cell migration. NCBI's taxonomy places the organism in Eukaryota, Metazoa, Chordata, Mammalia, Carnivora, Hyaenidae. Gene Ontology annotation, molecular function: protein tyrosine phosphatase activity. Gene Ontology annotation, cellular component: nucleus. The transcript has 6 exons.